Molecule: messenger RNA, 1731 nt
Organism: Chara braunii
Lineage: Eukaryota; Viridiplantae; Streptophyta; Charophyceae; Charales; Characeae
Source: the annotation of a GenBank genome assembly
CCAGUUGUCAAGCUCCUUCGUUUGGUGGACGGUCCAGGAGCUGUCUCUUAUACACAUCUAGAUGUGUAUAAGAGACAGGCUGACGCCUGGGCUGUUUGUGGGUUCUGUGUGCGCAAGUGAAGUUGUCGAUGGCGCUGGUGAAGCAGAUCUUGCAGUCUCUUGCGAGGCACUUCACUGAUGAAGGUCCUCACGGCAAGGACCCCGGCAAAGGGUCGAGGCACUGGCUGUGCAACUAUUGCGAGACUCGGUUCGUCGGCACGAAGUCAGUCCUCAAGAAGCACUUCAUCACGAAGUGCAGUAUUGAGCUUGUGACUCGGGCAUUGACAGUGGAGGAGAGGGUGAUGAGAAUCGACGGCAUCCGGUUGGGGAAGCACCAGGCCAGUCAGCUCGAAGGUGCAAUUGGUGGAAGUGGUGGUCCGAGCACAGGACCGUCUUCAAGUAGUUUCGUGCCUCCAUCAUCAACGCAGAGGUCGCGUCCAUCAUCAUCAAUAAAGAGGCCGAGUGAUGGUGAGACUCCCUCGCCUGCAGGACCUGAGACAUGCUUCCCUCCUGCCCCUGGAAGUGGUGGACGGUCGGUGAGGCAAACUUUGCUCGAGGAGGCGGACAGUAUCGUCACCCAAAACGCGCAGACGAGUCGGAAGAUGGAUCAGUGGCUGAUUUGCACGAAUCAGCCAUUCAGCAUGGUGGACAACUUCUACUUCCUUGACUUCCUCGAUGCUUCGGUCUGCAUGGAGGGGAGGGAGAAGGACUCAAAAGCGUACUUCAAGUUGUUGGACGGGGUGAUCCAGGAGAUCGGUGUGGGGUCCAUUGUCGGUGUUGUGAUGGACAAUGCGAGGGUUUGCGCCAAAACGGGGAAGAUGGUGGAGGCCAAGUACCUCGGUAUUUUUAGUGUGGGCUGCACAGACCAUGCCUUGGAUCUGGCCCUGGAGGACAUGUACAAGUGCAUGGACUGGCUGAAAGCAGUCGUCGACAAGGGGAAUCAAGUUGGAAAGUUUUUCACCAACGUCGACAAGGUUUGCGCAAUGUACAACAGGAUCGCGAAUGCGCAACUCAAACGUCCGACGGUCACAAGAUUCGUGACGAACUUUGAGAUGCUUCAGUCGCUGAAGGGGGGGAGGAAUCCGUUGGAGCUCUAUGUCUACAAUGCGGCGUGGGUGGAGAAGUUGGUUGUGGAUAAGGCCAUUGCGGUGAUGGAGCCAGUUGUCAAGCUCCUUCGUUUGGUGGACGGUCCAGGAGCAACUAUGAGCAAAGUGUAUUUCGGCAUGGACGCGGUUGUGGCUAGAAUGCGCACGCUAGACUGCCUGUCGGAGGCUGAGAAGGCGGAUGUGGAGAAGAUUUUGAUGGACCGCUGGGCGUUCAUGACAUCAGAGCUGCAUUGCGCGGCCGCCUUCCUCAACCCCGAGUACAGGACGCAUACCGUGCGAGACACGCAGAUUCGCGAGGGGUUCAACAUCUGGCUUUACUCUUGGGCGCCGCCUGAGUUGCUGCAGGGAGAAAUCAGUAGACAGGUGGACAUGAGGGUGCAGGGAUUGGGCACUUUGGGAUCGCAGAACGCAAGGGAUCAGACGAGUUCGAAGACUCCGGCGCUACGGUGGGAGGCGUUCGGGGGGUCUUUGGACCUCCUCCAACCGCAGGCGAUCAAACUGCUUGGGCAGGCGAGCUCGUCGGCUGCGUGCGAGUGAAACUGGAGCUUGCACCAGCUCAUUAGAAUAUCCGAUUGUCGCCGCGGAG